GCCCAUCUCCUUCUGGUUCUUUGCUAUCGUCAAGUCUUUCACUUGUUGUUCACAUUUCUAGUGCGCUAAGCUUUGUUCAUAUUUCUUGGUUCAUCUUAACUCUCGAGUCAUUCUUUUCAUGUCGAUUACAACCCCAGCUCUUUCUUCUCCAAGCCUUUCCUUCAAACACUAUGCUCUAGCCAAGGUCUCUUCCUUUUCCCAUCCCCAUGUCCGUCUAAGUCACGCUGUAAUUUCAAAUCCCUCUUUUUCGACGAAAGCCCAAUCAUAUAAUCCUCAAUGUAGAUGGAAUUAUAUUAGAAUUUCAGGUAAAAUGCCUAGAUUUUCGCUGGGGAGGCAUCUAGGGGUUUCUGCGAACGCAAGGGGCUCCGAAGGUGGGCUUGAUAAUGGAGUUAGCGAAGCUUCUGGUGUUGAUUUGGAUCAGGCUGAGAAGGAGGCUCGAGCCCAAAGUACCAUGCCUGAGCGGUUUAGGUACUUGACGAAAGAAGCUCCUGACCGUCCUGUUCGGUGGCCGUGGUUUGUAGCACUGGCUUUCCUUGUUUAUGCUUGGAGAGCUGUUUUAUUUGAACUAUCAAACUGGAGGAAUGCUGCACUUGGGAUUGUUCGUUUCAUGGGAUAUGUUCUGAAAUACAUUUUGGCUGUGAUCUUCCAUUUCAUCGGGGAUCCUAUCACUUUCUCAAUUAGGUUUGUUGAGAAUGCAUUAUACACAAUUCGAGCUUUCUACUCUGGAAUAGUUGCAUAUGCUCCGGUACCAGAUCUCACCAUCAUCAUUGUGCUGGCAUCAAUUGUUUUAGCAGUUGCAGAAGCAACUGUUCCACAUUGCAUCAACAGCCAACCGUAUGUGUUGACUGUGUCAGGCCUAAUUGGCUAUGCUGCCGUUAGAGGCUGUAUCUCAGAACCAUUGUUCUGGACACUACUGGUAGGGUUGUACGCUUUUUCAAGACUUGUUAAAAGGAGAGACAACGUUUCAUCAACAAUGCCUGUUGCAGCUGUACUUGCUGCCAUUGGCGAGCCUUGGAUUAGGGUUCUUGUGUUGAUUUCUUUUACAGGCCUAGCUAUUUUUCACCAUUCAAGAAUGCUUUCAGAGGGAAAAGAAAUUGCUGAAGUUGAAACAGCAAAGAGGAGGCUUCCGAUUCCACUGCUUGCUGCAGCUUUAGCAAUUGGUAUCCGUGUUGCUGCCAAAUGGGCUGGGUAUCGGCAUUUGACAUGGAUGAUUGUGUGAGUUUGUUUAUGUCUGCUUUGACCUAUAUGUGUUCAUACUACAGAGAAUAGAGCUGAGAGUUCUAAACAGUUUUGAGGUAACGUAAGGCAUGUGGUUAUCAUUUGUUAUCUUUGAUUCAAUUCUUUUUUGUGGUCUUUGUAUGGUAAUUGAUGAGAGCCAUCAAGCUGGAAAAUUGUUGAUUGUAUGCUAAGUAGUGUGAAAGGUUUGUCUUUGUCUUUGUAAUCUAAUGUGGCUAUGGUUACAGUUGUCCUCGCAGACCAUGAAAAGAUGCAUUUGAGGGAACACGGAAAAAGCAUUUUGUUGUGAUUCCCCUCUAUGAAAUUGUUAUAUAUAAUAGAUACGUGUGAAUGCACGGUUCACCAAUAGCUUUAUGGCCUAAGGGCAUACUGCUGGCUUUUGUUGGUGUCA
Messenger RNA from Prosopis cineraria, 1627 nucleotides. RefSeq lists its product as uncharacterized. The record is from RefSeq and is a predicted model, not a curated record. Bases 119 to 1219 code for a protein of 366 amino acids. NCBI's taxonomy places the organism in Eukaryota, Viridiplantae, Streptophyta, Magnoliopsida, Fabales, Fabaceae. The transcript is spliced from 2 exons.